Messenger RNA from Phymastichus coffea, 989 nucleotides. Its product is annotated as histone H3-like. The transcript has 2 exons. Bases 40 to 798 code for a protein of 252 amino acids. Gene Ontology annotation, molecular function: DNA binding; structural constituent of chromatin; protein heterodimerization activity. The record is from RefSeq and is a predicted model, not a curated record. Lineage: Eukaryota; Metazoa; Arthropoda; Insecta; Hymenoptera; Eulophidae. Gene Ontology annotation, cellular component: nucleosome.
GUACGUUCGUUUUGUAUUUAACAUUCUUUUCCCUUGAAAAUGUCUGGACGUGGGAAAGGCGCAGGAAAGGCCAAGGGCACUAAGUCCAAAACUCGCUCUAGCAAAGCUGGUCUUCAAUUCCCUGUUGGACGUAUCCAUCGUCUCCUUCGUAAAGGCAAUUAUGCCGAACGCGUAGGUGCUGGAGCUCCAGUGUAUCUCGCCGCCGUCAUGGAAUACUUGGCUGCUGAGGUUUUGGAAUUGGCUGGUAACGCCGCUCGUGACAAUAAAAAGACCAGGAUCAUCCCGCGUCAUCUUCAACUUGCUAUCCGCAAUGACGAAGAGUUAAAUAAACUUCUUUCUGGUGUCACCAUAGCCCAAGGUGGUGUGCUGCCUAAUAUCCAGGCAGUUCUUUUGCCUAAGAAGACUGAAAAAAGCUCGUCAACAGGAGGAAAGGCUCCUAGAAAACAACUUGCCACCAAAGCUGCUCGCAAAAGUGCACCAGCAACCGGUGGAGUAAAGAAGCCUCAUCGUUAUAGGCCUGGAACCGUCGCUCUUCGUGAAAUCCGUCGUUAUCAGAAGAGCACGGAGCUUCUUAUCCGCAAACUACCUUUCCAGCGUCUUGUCCGUGAGAUUGCUCAAGACUUUAAAACCGAUCUCCGCUUCCAAAGCUCUGCUGUGAUGGCUCUCCAGGAAGCUAGCGAGGCUUACCUCGUCGGUCUUUUUGAAGAUACCAAUCUGUGCGCCAUCCAUGCAAAACGUGUUACUAUCAUGCCCAAAGAUAUCCAGCUGGCUAGACGCAUUCGGGGAGAACGCGCUUAAUUUGAUACUAUAUUUAUACUAUAUACUUCUAUAUUUUACUUAAUCGGUCCUUUUAAGGACCACCAUAUCGUUUUAAUAACGUUGAAUGAACAUUCAUUGUGAAUAUUCUUGUAUACUAAUCAAAAUAUAAACAAACAUAAAAAUAAAAAAUUCCUAAGAUCAUGUAAUCUCGACCAUGAUCUAGAAUUCUU